Daucus carota subsp. sativus is the source of this 1872-nucleotide messenger RNA. RefSeq lists its product as uncharacterized. Gene Ontology annotation, biological process: proteolysis. The coding region runs from base 1 to 1872 and encodes 623 amino acids. The record is from RefSeq and is a predicted model, not a curated record. Lineage: Eukaryota; Viridiplantae; Streptophyta; Magnoliopsida; Apiales; Apiaceae. Gene Ontology annotation, molecular function: aspartic-type endopeptidase activity; nucleic acid binding; zinc ion binding. The transcript has a single exon.
AUGACUCCUCGAAGAACCUGCAAUACCAACAAUGAAAAUCCUGAAGAACCGCCCAACUUGGCCCAACUUAUGCAACUUCUACACCAGCAAUCUGUUACACUUGCUCAACAACAACAAUUACUUCAACAACAACUCCAGCGACAACAAGCACCUCCCCCAACACCUACUACCUUUAAAUCUUUUCAAGCUGUGAAACCAUCCGAGUUCCGAGGAACUCAAGACCCUGUUGAAGCUCAGUCCUGGCUUAAGGAAAUGGAGAAAGCCUUCACGUUGGCUGUUGUACCCGAAGAGAAAAAGGUUGAAUAUGCGUCGUAUUUUCUGAAAGACGAAGCAAACUACUGGUGGGAAUCAGCCCGUGCUUUGGAAGAAGGUGAGGUUAUUGCUUGGGAUAGAUUCAAGAAGAUUUUCCUAGACAAGUAUUUCCCGAGGUAUAUGCAAACUCAGAUGGAGUUAAAGUUCUUUGAAUUGAAGCAAGAAGAAAUGACUGUGGGAGAAUAUGAGAAGAAAUUUACGGAGUUGGCAAGGUUCGUGGGAGAUUAUGUGGACACGGACGAGAAAAGAGCAAAGAGAUUCCAACAAGGAUUGAAGCCUUGGCUACGGAGAAGAGUGGUUGCUUUUGAAUUAGUCACAUAUGCUGAAGUAGUCCAGAAGGCAAUGGUGAUUGAAGGAGAAAGUGAUCAGAAUCAAAAGGAGAAGGACAACAAGAAGAGGAAGUUUGGGAAUAAAGGUGAAGGCUCGACGCAAGGGAGCCAAAGUGGAACGAACUUUAGGAAGAUGGGAUUUCAGAAUCAAGGAGGUCCCCGAGGUUUCAAGAAAGGCGACAAUAGGAACCCGAAGAGAAUUCAAGGACCAAGUGGUCAAAGGAGUCAACAAACAACUCCGGAAUGUAAGUUUUGCCACCAGAAGCACACAGGAAAUUGUAAUAAGGCUGAUAUCGUCUGUUUCAAGUGCAACUCGAAAGGUCAUUAUGCGAACGAGUGUCAAAACCCGAAGCCUUCUGUUACAUUUUUCAAGUGUGGGAAGACCGGUCUCAUGCAAAGAGAUUGUAAAGCUUCUAGGCCUAAUAAGUUGAUGCAAUUGGCUGCUACCCCUUUUAAUCAAGGAACAACGUCUUCUGUCUCGACUCUGCAACUACCUCAUCCCCCAGUUUAUGAACCCGUAACUCCUGUUUUUCCUCCUACAUAUCCGGCUCAAGCAAGGACAUUUAACAUGAAUAUUGAGGAUGCUGUCCACAGUUCUGAGGUUGUGGCAGGUACGCUUCCUGUCAACAACAUUCCUGCUAAAGUGCUAUUUGAUUCUGGAGCUACUAUAUCUUUCAUAUCUGAAUCUUUUGUUGGCAAGUUAAAUUGUGAAAUUGAACCGUUAGUUGAACCCUUAUCUAUUAUUGUCGCUAAUCAAGAUCAAGUAUCUGUUAGUAGUAAUUACCCCCGGUGUACAAUAGGGAUUUCCGGCUUUAGUUUUCCCGUGUCCCUUAAACCCUUUCGACUAGGAGAAUUUGAUGUUAUACUAGGAAUGGAUUGGUUAACAGAAAAUGGAGCCCAAAUAGAUUUCAAGAAGAAGAAGAUAAUCCUUAAGUCUCCUCAAGGAAAGAGAGUAGAAUUUAAAGGACAAAAUCAAGUUAAGACAUUUCUGACAAUAAUUGAAGCCAAGAAGCUGUUAAGACAAGGAUGUGAAGGUUAUUUAGCUCAUGUAAUUGAUAGGUCCAAGGAAACGCCGAGUAUAGAAAGUAUUCCCGUAGUUAAUGAAUUUCUUGAUGUAUUUCCCAACGAUCUUCCUGGAUUGCCACCGGACCGUCAAAUUGAGUUUUCUAUCGACUUAGCACCCGGCACGGAACCAGUUUCGAAGCAACCGUAUCGAAUGGCACCAACAUAA